AGACCAUCGUCCUUUACAGCGACUCAGUAUUAACACGGAUCCACGCAGGCAGGAGGUGGUUUGUGACACAAAAUGGGAAACGCAGACACCAAACUUCACUUCAGGAAAGCGGUGAUUCAGCUCACAACCAAAACACAGCCUGUAGAAGCCACAGACGAUGUCUUCUGGGAUCAGUUCUGGUCCGACUCCUCCACCACCGUCCAGGAUGUUUUCGCUCUGGUGCCGGCGGCAGAGAUCAGAGCUGUCAGAGAGGAGUCUCCGUCCAACCUGGCAACCCUCUGCUACAAGGCAGUGGAGAGGUUGGUCCAGGCUGCAGACUCCGGCUGCUCCUCAGAGAAACAGCGCCAGAUUGUCCUGAACUGCACCCGCCUGCUCACCCGCAUCCUGCCGUACAUCUUCGAGGACGCCGACUGGAGAGGCUUCUUCUGGUCCACCGUGCCCGGAGCCGGCAGAUCGGGGGGUUUAGACAAAGAUGCCGAUGAUGAUGAUGAAGCACGGCCGCUGGCUGAAUCCCUGCUGCUGGCCAUCGCCGACCUGCUCUUCUGUCCACAUUUCACUGCUCAGAGCCACAAGAAGAACGGCCCGGAUACAACUGAGGACAUGCGAUCCAUAGACAGCUGUGAGUACAUCUGGGAGGCCGGGGUGGGCUUCGCACAGUCGCCUCCUCUAAACUACAUCCAUGACCUCAACAGGACCGAGCUGCUGAAGUUGCUCCUCACCUGUUUCUCUGAAGCCAUGUACCUUCCUCCGUCAUCUGAAAGAAACCUCAAUCCCUGGGUCUCCUUCUUCUGCUCCACAGAAAACAGACAUGCCCUGCCUCUCUUCACCUCCCUGCUCAACGUGGUGUGUGCCUACGACCCUGUGGGGUACGGCAUCCCGUACAACCACCUGCUGUUCUCUGACUACCGGGAGCAGCUGGUGGAGCAGGCCGUCCAGAUCCUUAUCGUCACCCUGGAGCAUGAGGCUGGGUCGGCCGCCAGCGCCGCCCUCCAAGCCCUGGACGCCUCUGCAUCCACCUCAGCAGAGGAGGAGCAGGAGCCAUCUGGACCUGAUAACCUCUUUGUGAAUUAUCUCUCCAGAAUACACAGAGAAGAGGACUUAGGCUUCAUCCUGAAAGGUCUGUCACGGCUGCUCAACAAUCCUCUGGUCCAGACUUAUCUGCCUCGUUCCACCAAGAAGAUCCAGUUCCACCAGGAGCUGCUGAUCCUCUUCUGGAAAUUCUGUGACUUCAACAAGAAAUUCCUGUUCUUUGUGCUGAAGAGCAGCGACGUGUUGGACAUGCUGGUUCCCAUCCUCUUCAACCUGAACGAUGCCAGAGCAGAUCAAUCUCGUGUCGGCCUCAUGCACAUCGGCGUGUUCAUCCUCCUGCUGCUGAGUGGAGAGAGAAACUUCGGUGUUCGUCUGAACAAGCCCUACACUCUCCGGGUCCCGAUGGACAUUCCCGUUUUCACAGGAACCCACGCUGACCUGCUCGUUGUGAUCUUCCACAAAAUCAUCACCAAUGGACACCAGCGCCUCCAGCCUCUGUUUGACUGCCUGCUAACAAUUAUAGUGAACAUUUCCCCUUAUCUGAAGAGCCUGUCCAUGGUGGCGGCCAACAAGUUGCUCCACCUCCUGGAGGCCUUCUCCACACCCUGGUUCCUCUUCUCCUUCCACCAGAACCACCACCUUGUCUUCUUCCUUCUGGAGGUCUUCAACAACAUCAUCCAGUAUCAGUUUGAUGGUAACUCCAACCUUGUGUACGCCAUCAUCCGAAAGCGUAACGUUUUCCACCAGUUGGCCAACCUGCCGUCUGACAAAGCGUCUAUUCAGAAGGCCCUGCAGAAGAAGAAAAAGUCUGGGAUUUCCAGGACCAACUCUACAGAGGCAGAGUUCAUGGAGGGCACCAGACCUGCUGUACCUGCUGAGCCUGGCACGCUCAAAGCCAGCUUAGAGGCCACUCCAGGAAUUGAUAAGAUAACAGAGAAGACCCAGGUGGGCGAGGACGGCACCUUGAUUGCUGUACCACAUUCAGACUCUACACAGACGACUGCUGAUAACAGUGCUGUAGCUGGAGCCAGCGACACAGAGUCCAACUCAGAGAGAGACCACGAGGCGGACCACACAGAGUCAGAAGCAGCGAGGUGCGCUGAUCCAGAAUGGGUGUUGUCAUGGAAGGUGAAACUUCCUCUGCAGACCAUUAUGCGGCUGUUGCAAGUGCUGGUCCCUCAGGUGGAGAAGAUUUGCAUCGACAAGGGUUUGACAGACGAGUCAGAAAUCCUUAAGUUCCUUCAGCACGGCACGCUCGUCGGCCUCCUGCCCGUCCCUCAUCCCAUCCUCAUCAGGAAGUACCAAGCCAACGCCGGCACGACCAUGUGGUUCCGCACCUACAUGUGGGGAGUCAUCUACUUACGCAACGUGGAUCCUCCAAUCUGGUACGACACGGACAUACGGCUCUUUGAAAUCCAGAGGAUCUAGAGCAGCUGUUCUCUUCACAACCUCACCAACAAACAAGAUCUGCGGUGUUUCCCCUUCCUCGCGUCUGAACUGUGACCAGAGGAACAUUUUCACAUUGUUUUGGUGUUUAUUUAAAGAAAAAACAAGCAGUGAAAAUCUUGUUCUGAAUUCUUCCCGACAGCUUUCAGGGUUUAGACAAAAGAGGAAAUGUCUACAUGUGUCAAAACAUGGAUUAUGAGCGGCUGCAGUAAAAACAAUGCCAAAUGGUAAUUCAAUUUAAAUUAUUAAAUAGUAAUUUAUUCAUUUUGCCAAAAAAAUUUAAUUGGUGACAAUUAGUGAGAUUAAGUGACAUGAGCACAUGACUUAGUGAUGUAUUUGACUUUUUUGAGCAGUUUUCUGUUUGUUCUUUAAACCCUUUGCCAUAAAUGAACUACUACUACUGUCGGCUCACUCUAGACUAAAGGAUUCUGCUGUACUGAAGCCUUUCACAUUGUGCUGAAAGGAAACUCAACAUGGGAUUUCUUUUCUGUCAUUUCCAGACAGAAACCGCAAAGGAACCUCUUGUGAAUAUGAUGUUAUAUAUCCUGCCAGAAUUAAAAACUGAUGAGAUCGG
This is a messenger RNA of Micropterus salmoides (largemouth bass), 3049 nucleotides long. RefSeq names its product HID1 domain containing b (gene hid1b). Lineage: Eukaryota; Metazoa; Chordata; Actinopteri; Centrarchiformes; Centrarchidae. Gene Ontology annotation, cellular component: Golgi medial cisterna; membrane; Golgi trans cisterna. The coding region runs from base 73 to 2457 and encodes 794 amino acids. The transcript has 19 exons. The record is from RefSeq and is a predicted model, not a curated record.